AUGGGGGAAGUUUUUCUUGACAAGACGAUUGGCCUUCUCGCGUCAGACAAGGUGAAGGCCCGUUCGGAUGCUUUAGCUGACUUGAAGCAUAUCUUGCAGCAAAAUAAGAAGAGUUCCAAGCUGCAAUCUCUCAAUGACAAGGCUUGCCACAAGAUUUUUGAAUCACUGUUCCGGUUCGUCGCAACAGAAAGGUCACUAUUCAAUCGAGCACAAAAGUCCGCCAAAACCUCUUCAACAUCGCGCCUGUCGACAUGUGCUUCCGUACUCCGAAUCGCGGUUGAUCUCUUCCUGAAGAAUCUAAGAACUAAGACAGUUCGCGCCAUCAUCGACCAUAUCACGGAAGCAAUACCGGUUCCAGGGGAAGGUCUGUGGGAACCCCUCAGCCUGGAUUAUAUCAAGUCUUUGGCAUCCCUUCUACGCUACCGCCCUCAUACAGAACAUCUUGACGAAGAGGACUGGGAGAGUCUCAUGAGCUUCUGUCUUGCCUGUAUUACCCUCUGCAAACCCGAAGAGAGCCAACUCAGCACCCGGAGGCAUCAAUCUGUCCUCGAAGAUCAAGAUGCCAACGACAGCCGUUCCACCCCUUCUAGGAUGGCUACGACACCUGCCCCAGUCAGCAAGGAAAAGCAUCUUGGCAAUAGAAAUGCUAUUGAAGAAGUUGUAAUAUGUAUUCAACUAUUGACAACACAUCCAAAUCCUCCUUUUCAAACUACCGCCCAGAACAUACUUGAGGGACUUGGGGAGUUUGUCGAGUCAUCUGUUGCGGGGAACGCACAUCAGCUCGCUUUCAAUAGCAUCAAUACAGUCGUUACCAAAGUACUGUUUGAUCAAACUGAACUUGUCCGAUCGGUUCUCUUGGACUUGAUUCCGGUCAUCCGGCGUCUAUGGGCAACUAAGCUGCCGACACUCAAGGAGGAGCUGCUUGACACCCUGAUGCUGUCGGUGAUUGCUCUUGAGGACACUGUCCGGAAAGACCCAUCUGAUUCCUUGGCACAGGACAUUGAUGGAUUGGCCAACACACUCCAUUCAGAAUACAUUAGACGAUCUGAAAAGGAGGUUCUACAAGUCGAUGAAACGACCCUCUAUCAGAGUGAAGCAUGUCAGGGCAGGCCAGUCUAUGGGCCUCGCCUAGGAACUGCUAGAUCAGAACAUAAUUGGACCAUUAUCUGGCUGAUCGCGGAGCUACGCAAGCUAGCAGAGGAUAGCAAUACUCGAAUCAAAUCUAGAGCAGCGCGCGAAGGUUCAAACAAAAGGCAGCGCUUCAGUUCUGAAAUACAAGACAUCUUUCGAGACUCCGUAUCGGCCACAGGUACAAAAAGAAUAUGCGCAUUGCAACUGAUCCCAUUCCUUGAAUCUGAGGUCGACUUUGAGACCAAACAAUCCUUCUUCGAGCAGCUUAUCUUUGGCAUCUCUGAUGGUAAUGCCGCUGUUUCAUGCUGGACCAUGAUUGCUUUGACAAGUAUCGCAAAAGGGGCGACGGCCAAAACACCGGAACUCAGAACCCACUGGCCGCGAGUGGUUGAACUCACCACACGUGCGCUCUCGUCUCCGCUGGCAUCUAGGGCUGCGUGUAACCUAUUGAGUAUGAUCUUGGAGUCAGAUCUAUUGGACUACUCAGUGGCGAUGGAAACAACACGGUCACUCUUUGCUUCUGCCAAUAGGCCAUCUGCUAUAUCGGACUCGUCAUUGAGGCUAUGGGCCUUCAUCGCACAGAUGAAGACACAGCUCGAUCCAGGGUCGGCUCAGCAAGCCUCAACGCAGAUAUGUGGCUGGCUACGAGAAGUGUGGGCUGGUUCGGUGACUGAUCGCAUUCAAACAGCUAGAGUAGCUGCAUAUGCCCGGCCCCUAGAUUUACUCCGGCUUUUAUUGUCAUGUACUAAUCGGUCCUUUUCAAUCCCCCGCUAUCAGGUCACCGGACCAAUGGGGCAUAUAGCUCGCACUUGGUUCUUUCUUCAUGAGAACCGCGAGCUAUUAGACUAUGGUUUUGAGACAAAUUCCAUGGCCGCUAACCCCUGGAGCCUGCAGGAAACAUGGUCCUUGGAGCAUUCUUCUAGGCAGGAUCCUGAUGACCUAGUGAUCUUGGAUCUGCUUCGAGUGAGAUCCGAGUCGUUUCUGCUUUCAUGGCAGGCCAUGAUUAAAGAACGGUCACACAUCACCCCAGACAACCUGCAGAUUCUGGCCUCUUUCUGUGUUGUGGCUUCCCUCUUUAUGGCCUGUCUCCCUCAGUCAUUGCAGUCUCAGUCGCGAUCACACGAUCUACACCAGAACUGUGAAAGCUUGUGGGGCGACAUAUGCGAAUUUCUUGCAGCUCAUUCGCAUGAACCCGCAUUCAUUCACUCAUGCUUGGACUUGUUAUCGCCGCUUCUUUGUCUUUUGACAGGGCCUGACGUUCCGUCCUCCAUCCGGGACAGUCUAAAAGAACUUAUCGCUCCAUUUUGUACGCUGCUCGAGCGUCUCCGCCACGACGCACAGAGCCCAUCUGCGGCUGACGACCCUAUGGAUUUGGACGAUCGAUUCAUGGCCGAAACUUCGCUGGUGACCGAUAAGACGAUCCUGACCAUGAACCGGAGUUCUCCGUCUCUUUUCCUUGACCCAGACUCAUACCAACGCUCUCUGACUAUUCAGCUAUCAAUAUUUAUACGAACCCAAGCAGGACUUGGUGUGCCCUCAUCUAUUGUCGAAUACUUGACAGGCUUAGAUGGGUCUGAUCUCCUAGCAGCCCAAGCUGCUUUGCCUGGUAUCUUCCAACUCUGUUCGAAAUCGGAGCCCUCUGAACUUCUCGCCAUUCUGGAAGACUUAGGCGAAAAGUGUCUUCAGUCCUAUGAAAUGGAACGGUGCGAGACUUCGCAUUGUGUUUGCAUCCGCAUGAUGACGAGCUUUGUUGAGUCAUGGACGAACGGGCCGGAUGAUACUUUGAGAGAGUCCGCCAUGGAUUUGUAUAAUUGGUUCAUUGAAGUCCUUUUGGCCAGAAAGCGCGCAGCUCCGAAGGUCUACAUUGCUUUAUCUGGGCUUAUCAAAUGUGUGAUUGACACGUGCCCGUCAUACGGGAGUGAGCAGCAUCUUCCGUCACCACGAACAAGUCUGUUCACAAUCCUUCGGGAAGGCGGUAUUCAAGUCAAAUUCAACGUUGCACAAUGUAUCCCUGCUCUAUUCGAGCGAUUUCUUCUCAAAGAUCACGAUGCCAUUUUUGACGACGUGUUGGAUAGUCUGCCCCGAGAUCCAGAAUGGGUCGAUGGAAUCGCCCUCCGUCUUUAUGUGCUCUCUAAAUUGGCAUCGAGAUGGCAUACUUUGCUGCGAAGAAGCAUAUACCAUCUCUUUGAGACACCAGCUCAAGUACCACUAUCACUCUGGUAUGCCGAGAGAUGCAUGGCCUCGGUCUCUCGAGCUCUUGGUCUGCAAGAUGCCAAAGAACUCUUUCGACUUUUCUCGUCUCAGAUCCUCUAUACCUGGGCUGAAACCCAGAGUAUAAUGUCGAUGCCAUUCAGUAUAUUUGGAUAUGACAGCCUUCAAGACAUGCUGCGAGACGUCAAAGAUGAAAUUGUUGGGCAGAUGGUGAUGCGUGCCAAGGAGCAGGAGACAAUUGAACUUGCGGACUAUCUCAAACUUCCCCAUUACGAUCUUGUGGCAGGCUCUUUCCACAAAGCCGAGGCAUACAGUAUCGCAAGAGAUAUCACAACCCCACCAGAAAAAGGUAAUCAGCGCAUAAGCGUCGAACUCCGUUUGCGCAAGCUGCUCGGCGAAGCCCAGUUCAUGACACAAAUCGAAAGGCAGUUCCCGCUGAUCGUCGCGGCGUUUUUCAAAUCCCUCGACUACUAUGAGCAGAUUGAACGAGCAUUCUCAAAGCGUGAGGACUUUGACUACGCAGUCGAAAUUCAGAAGAAGAUAAUCAGCAAAAGCACGUCCCAAAUUGUGCUGCCAGCAAAUCAACAACCCUCAUUCAGAGCGCGUUAUCUCCUCGACGAGCUGGAAUUCCUCUGCGUCCGGGCUGGAUUUGAAUUUGACGCAAUACAGAUAUGGACGCCAUCGCUGGUGUCUUUUGUCUGCCGUUCACUCCUUGAAUCCAUACAUCCCGCUCUUGGUUCGCUUCAUGCUUGUUCUGUGAUUCGCAAGAUAAGAAUUCUAGUAUGCGUGGUUGGCCCUUUCAUGCUUCGAGAUUAUCCUCUGGAAAUGACACUCGGCUCCUUGCGUCCUUUCCUUGGUGACAUCCAUUGUUCUGAAGAUGCCCUUGGUGUCUUUUGGUAUCUACUCGAGGCAGGCCAAUCUUAUCUCCGUGAAACGCCAGGUUUUACUGCGGGGAUUGCUGUAUCAACGCUGGUCACUCUCCGGACACUGUUUUCCUCUUUGCCUGAAAACGCAGCUCAGGAAGGUCAGCUGAGAGCAGUGCAAUCGAAUGCCCAAAGGUUCUACCAAUGGCUAGUGGAGCUUCUUGAAGACCUCCGUUCCUCUGACUGGGACACCGAGACAAAGUCCACGUUUGACCGGCUUGUCUCAUUGGCUGAGCGAUUCUCAGAAUCAGAUACCCCAUCGGGAGGGCAAGUUGGGAAGGACUUGGUGUUUGAGGUGCUCAAAGAUCGCGAUUCGUCUUCUUCGCUGUUAAGUCGUCCUGUGGCUGAUCUCGUUUUGUCGCUCCUAUGCCCAGAGUUCGAGCAGACCUCCGCCAAUGGAACUCCGUCCUCCCAUGAAGACCAGGAUUCCACUUCACAUGUCGUCUCUCUAUGGCACACGCUUCAGAAGUUUAAUGGAGGGUCACAAUAUCGGCUCUGGGCUGCCCGCGUUAUUGGAAGAUCCUUUGCUGCUACUGGAAGCAUCGAUCAAUUACUCCUUCGAGAACAAGACCUCUCGCUAUUGCAGCCCCCUGAAGCUUCUUUGUCUUUUGGUAUUUUCUGCCACUCUAAGGUCAAGAUUCUUCGGGUCCUUUGCGAUAUGCUACACGUACAAAUUCAUUUUGGAGCUGGUCUGGUUGAGCGCACUUUGCAACUGAUCGUCAGCAGAAUCGCAGCUGAUCCAGACUUCCGAGGCUGCGGUGAUGUGAUCCCGAGGUCUCUGAUGGUAGCUCUCAACUGGAAGGCAUACACAUGCCCCGCCAUCUUACCUUCGCUUUCACCGCAUGAACCGAUAAUAAUUACAGUAGCCAACCCCUCUGAGCUUUCGUUCUCCAGCACCUCUGGGCUCUCAGUAUCCGAUUGGGCUCGCAGAGUUUCCUUGUUCUUAUGCAAUGCUAUAAAAGACCCAGUCAUCGGCUCUCUCCGCGAGAUCCUCAGCGUGACUCCGGGCCUAGCAGUGCAGCUGUUGCCAUUCAUCGUACACGAUGUGUUGCUGUCAGAGACGGAUGAGAAAGGGUUUAGAGUUAAGGAACGUCUCUCCACGGCCUUCCAACAGGUACUGCGUGAGGUUGAUGAGGACACGCUAUCUCAUGCUCAGCUUGUGAUCAAUUGCAUUCUCUAUCUUCGCAAUCAACCUUUAACAGUUGAAAAUUCGAUACUCGACCGCGAUAAAUGGCUUAACCUGGACUUAGGGGAGGCGUCCUCGGCUGCGCAUCGUUGUGGCUUGCAUAAAACUUCGUUGCUUUUCCUGGAAGCUGAAACAUGCAGAAUCUUUGGGGUUGAGCGGGGACAUCGCGCGAAAUACGAGCCGCCAGCUGCUUUGCUUCAUGAUGUGUUCAAGAACAUAGAUGACCCCGACUUGUUCUACGGCAUCCAGCAGAGCUCAUCUUUGACUAGUGUCAUGGAGCGGUUAGAAUAUGAGAGCUCCGGUUUCAAAAAUCUCCUGUUUCAAAGUGCAAAAUACGACAGCGAAUUACAGGUGUCUGGCACUGCGGAGUCAUAUGGAGUUCUGAAGGCUUUGAAUGCAACCAACCUUCAGGGUAUCUCCAAUACAAUGCUAUCUGCCUCGAGCAGUGCAACUGAUGCGCCUGUUGCCUUUGACAGCAUGUUGCAAGCUGCAACUAGUCUUCAGAAAUGGGAUAUUCCAAUAUCGCCCUUGGAUUCCUCACCAUCUGCUACCAUUUUCCGAACCUUCCAAAGUCUCAAUACAUCAGGCUCUCUCCUCGAAGUCACUAGCUCGGUCGAAAGCGGUCUAUUGGCUACAUUGGAUUCUCUUCUCAAAACUGGUCGGUCUGCUAUCCAGUUGCGAAGUUCAAUGCGCGCGUUGGGCAUCAUGACCGAAAUCAGUGACACUUUGCAUUCAUCGUGCCCUGAAGAUAUGGAGAAAGAAUGGCAGAACAUCUUGGCGAGAAGCAGCUGGUUAAAAACGGAGAGCUAUCAUGAGGUCGGAGAAAUUCUGUCCUGGCAUGAGGCUUUAUCUUCAUCCAUCCGAAAAAGCGAUAUCCUCAAGUCCAAGGCUACAUUGAGUCUUGAGAAUUCACGACUGCUAGAAGCACGAGUCAUUCGACAGUCAUUGGAGAUCACACGAACCCAUGGUAUCUCGCAGGCGUCACUCAAGUCCGCGAUGAGCCUUUUGAAGCUUGCCGGACCCUGCGCAGAUUUGGGAUUGAAUAUCGACGCGGCUGCAAAAUUCGACCUUGCCAAUGUACUAUGGGAUCAAGGAGAGAUGGCCGCAUCCAUCUGCAUGCUCCAGCAGCUGAAGGGCCAGAAUGAUCUUCUUACGCAGGCAAUCCCCCUUAGUAGGGCUGAAUUGCUAGUGACCUUGGGACACCACGUCGCUGAGGCGCGCUUGGAAAAUCCCGAAUCCAUCGUCCAGCAGUAUUUGUAUCCCGCAGUCAAAGAGCUGGAAGGAAGCUCCGAUGGAGAAGAGGCCGGACGAGUCUAUCACGGGUUUGCAACCUUCUGCGAUCAGCAGCUAUUGAACCCAGAUGGACUUGAAGAUUUCAAGAGGAUCGAACAAUUGCGUGAUCGGAAGGAAAGAGAAGUCCUUGGCCUGGAGGAGAUGAUGAAGAAUUCCACGGGCAAGGAGAAAGACUAUCUGCAGAACUAUCGGGCCAAGGCAAAGCAAUGGUUCGACCUGGACGAUCGAGAAUAUCAGCGUUUGCUGCGAGGCCGGGAAGCUUUCCUAAAGCAGUGCCUCACAAACUACCUCCUCUGCCUGAGGGAAAGUGACACUUACAACAAUGAUGCACUACGUUUUUGUGCACUCUGGCUUGACAAAUCGGAUAGUGCGAUUGCAAAUUCAGCCGUCUCUCGGUAUCUCAAAGAGGUCCCCAGCCGAAAGUUCGCAUCUUUGAUGAAUCAAUUGUCCUCUCGUCUGCUCGAUGUUACUGACGACUUCCAAUCCUUACUCACUCGUUUGAUAUUCAGAAUCUGUGUUGAGCAUCCUUUCCACGGCAUGUAUCAAAUAUUCGCCAGCAGCAAGUCCAAGGGAGGCAAAGAUCCAUCAUCUUACUCCCGUUUCAACGCUGCAAACAACCUUGUGGAUGAUCUCAAGCGCGAUAGUAAGAUCGGCCCAACGUGGAUUGCCGUGCACAAUGUGAACAUCAGCUAUGUGCGAUUCGCAGUCGACAAACCGGACAGCAAGUACAAGAGCGGAGCCAAAGUCCCCUUGAAGAACUUGCCAACUGGCCAGCGCCUGGGGCAAGAUGCCGUCACUUAUAAACUGCCACCACCGACGAUGAAAAUAGCCCUCCGUGCAGACUGCGACUACAGUCAAGUUCCCGCAGUUUCCACGUUCCAACCUGAAUUCACAAUUGCUUCCGGUGUCAGCGCGCCUAAAAUUGUGACUGCCGUUGCGUCCAACGGUGAGCGCUACAAGCAGCUGUUCAAAGGAGGAAAUGACGACCUGCGGCAAGACGCCAUAAUGGAGCAAGUAUUCGAGCAAGUCAGCAGCCUUCUGAAAGACCACCAACCAACACGCCAACGGAGCUUAGGCAUUCGAACGUACAAGGUUCUACCAUUGACCCCAAGCGCAGGAAUUAUUGAGUUCGUCCCGAACACCAUUCCUCUACAUGACUACCUGAUGCCCGCGCAUCAAAGGUACUACCGACGGGACUUGAAACCAAACUCCUGCCGGAAACACAUCGCCGACGCGCAGACCAAAUCUGUUGAGCAGCGCGUCCGCGUCUACCGUCACGUAACCGAGCGUUUCCAGCCCGUCAUGAAAUUCUUCUUCAUGGAAAAAUUCAAGAAUCCAGAUGACUGGUUCAACAAGCGACUAGCUUACACACGAAGCACAGCUGCGAUCUCGAUCCUCGGCCAUGUGCUCGGUCUCGGUGAUCGCCAUGGACAUAACAUCCUGCUCGACGAGAAGACCGGAGAAGUGGUACAUAUUGAUCUCGGUGUAGCCUUCGAACAAGGGCGCGUUCUGCCCGUUCCGGAGGUCGUCCCCUUCCGUCUGACGCGCGAUCUUGUCGACGGAUUUGGUAUCACAAAGACGGAGGGUGUCUUCCGACGCUGCUGUGAAUUCACUCUUGAGGCUCUGCGCCAAGAAUCGUAUAGUAUCAUGACGAUCCUUGAUGUGCUGCGCUAUGAUCCUCUGUACAGCUGGACUGUUUCUCCGAUCAGGAUCAAGAAGAUGCAGAUGCAGGAUAACCAGGCCGGGGAUGGGCCACCUGCUCUGCCUGGCGCGGACAACAUGUCCAAGAAUGAAAAUGAGCCCAGUGAGGCUGAUCGCGCGCUAACUGUGGUGGCUAAGAAAUUGAGCAAGACGCUCAGUGUCACUGCUACUGUGAAUGAAUUGGUUCAACAGGCGACCGAUGAGAGAAACCUCGCUCUGUUGUAUUGCGGCUGGGCGGCUUAUGCAUAA
Molecule: messenger RNA, 8694 nt
Organism: Penicillium bovifimosum
Lineage: Eukaryota; Fungi; Ascomycota; Eurotiomycetes; Eurotiales; Aspergillaceae
Gene: atmA
Product: DNA-binding protein kinase TEL1
Exons: 9
Coding region: 1-8694 (2897 amino acids)
Biological process (GO): DNA repair
Molecular function (GO): protein binding; protein serine/threonine kinase activity
Source: RefSeq, a predicted model, not a curated record